GAGGAGCAACCGAGAGAGAAGGACGAGAGAGAGACAAAGUUUGAGACACGUCAAAAUCUGGAGAAGAAGGAAGACGAGGAAGAAGACGAAGGUAUCAGGAGGAAGAGGAGGAGUAGAUGAAGGAGAGACAACAGUUCUGAGGACGAUUUAGAAACGGGGGCGGAGCUUCAGGGCAUGGCGUCCCGGUCCUCCUGGUGGUGGGCGUGUCUCUGCGUCCUCUGGCUGAGAGACGUCUCCGUGGCGUCUCCACGCUACGUCCUGCAGUCCCCCGCGGGCUCCUUCAGUGACGCCCAGAAGAACUGCUCACCCGGGGUCCUCGCCACCCUCGCCACCCAGCGGGAGCUCGACCACGUCCUCGCGCUGAUCUCGGUCAAAAAGAACUUGACCUUCUGGGUCGGGCUGAAGAAGAACAACACUGAGUGUGUGGUUCCCACGCUGCCGCUCCGGGGCUUCAGAUGGACCGAGACCGGUCUACAGAACUCAGAGGGGAUCGAGUGGGCGGAGGAACCGGCUGAGACCUGCACGGAGAUCCGGUGUGCGGCGCUGACAUCGCAGUCUGACGGGUCCAGAAGGACCCGGUGGGGUCUGAUCUCUGUUACAUGUAAGAACCAGUACAGGUACAUCUGCAAGCUGGAGGACGGACAGGAUGGACGCUCACCUGAGACCAGUACACCUGAACCAGAUCUUCAGAGUCCUGAACCCAGUUCUAGUUCUGGCCCGUGUGCUGAAGGUUUCCAGAGAGAGGGUUCCUACAGGUGUGUGGACCAGACCACGCCCCCUCCCACGGACGGCUCGCUGGCCGCCAUCCUGGUCCCGGCGCUGGCGGCCUUGGCGGCGCUGGUGGUGCUGGUGGUGCUGGUGCUGGUGACGGUGAAGUGCUGCCUGGUGAGACGGGCGAAGAGACGCGCUGCCAGGAGAGCACAGAAGAUGGCGAUGAAGAGCAAACAUGAGAAGACUUCCAAAGAAACAGCCAAUGAGAAGGAGGCAACAUGAGGGAGCAGAGCUGUGAUUGGUCCUUCUCUCUCUCUCUCUCUCCUCCCACCAACUUCCUCUCCUCUUCUCUCUCCUCUACCACUACUCAUGUAGCUCUGUGCUGCUCCUGUAUAGCAUGUUAGCAGCAUGUUAGCAGCAUGUUAGCAGUAUGUUAGCAGCAUGCUAACCCCCCUCCUCCAUCUUCUUCUCCUCCUGUGGAGCUCCAUAAACUACAUCUGUAGUCCUGGUCUCAUCAACCUGCCCAGUCUCCUUGGCCUCCAGCAGUCCAGGUCCUACAUCUGGUCUCUGGACCAUCAUCAGGUUCUACAUCCGGUCUCUGAACCAUCAUCAGGUUCUACAUGGACCCUUUAGUCAGAUGGAUCUUCAUCUCUUCUCUGUCUCUACCUGGUCUUAGACAGAUGGUCCCUCCAUAUGAGCUGGUUCUGGUUCUGGUUUCUUCUUGUUUUUUCUUCAUGCUUCUCUGGAGGUUGUGGACCAGGUUUUGUAAAACAUCUUGAGACGGUUUGUGUUGUUACUGACGCUGCAUGAAUAAAAUUGAAUUGAACUGAA
Mugil cephalus (flathead mullet) is the source of this 1542-nucleotide messenger RNA. It is a transcript of the gene clec14a, whose product is annotated as C-type lectin domain containing 14A. Gene Ontology annotation, cellular component: cytoplasm. The transcript has 2 exons. The record is from RefSeq and is a predicted model, not a curated record. Gene Ontology annotation, biological process: positive regulation of axonogenesis. Bases 175 to 993 code for a protein of 272 amino acids. Lineage: Eukaryota; Metazoa; Chordata; Actinopteri; Mugiliformes; Mugilidae.